Messenger RNA from Vigna angularis (adzuki bean), 366 nucleotides. RefSeq names its product ethylene-responsive transcription factor ERF110. Gene Ontology annotation, molecular function: DNA binding; DNA-binding transcription factor activity. Gene Ontology annotation, biological process: ethylene-activated signaling pathway; regulation of DNA-templated transcription. The transcript has a single exon. The record is from RefSeq and is a predicted model, not a curated record. The coding region runs from base 1 to 366 and encodes 121 amino acids. Lineage: Eukaryota; Viridiplantae; Streptophyta; Magnoliopsida; Fabales; Fabaceae.
AUGCAUAGGCCGUGGGGGAAAUGGGCGGCGGAGAUUCAUGGUCCUCACAAAGUGACGAGAGUGUGGCUUGACACCUUCGACACCGUUGAGGCUGUUGCCAGAGCCUACGAUGAGGCCGCAUUAAGGUUCAAAGGUAAUAGAGCCAAACUCAACUUCCCCGAAAACGUUACCACGGUUCGACCUCCUCACCUUCCCAAUUUUUCGGCCACCUCAUUCUUGGGCUUCGGUGAUGUUCCAGCGGUGACUGGUUAUUCUCCGACAGUGAUGCAGGGGGCGCCGUUUCAGAGCUCCCAUGAUUUGCUUAGAGACUAUUGGGGAUAUUCUCAGCUUCUGUGGAGCAUAGGGGAGUUCCAUGGACUCGAUUAG